AUGGUCAAACCUGGAGUCCUCUUCAUUGCGGAGCCAGAUUCGUCAUCUAGAUUAUACGCUACAGUCAUAAAGGAAGAAUUUCAAGUGGAAACUCUUGAACUUAAUUAUAGUGAUCCAGAAUCUUUCUUGACAUACUUAUGCGAGACAUUUGACUCUAAAUCUAAGCCUUUGACAGCAAUAUACGGUGGAUUCCCUGCUUUCCACGUAAUAGGAGGUCUGACGAGUGACAUAAUCGAGGACGCCCGUUUUCCUAAAGAUACUUUGAAAUGCAUUGUGUUGUGUUCUCGAGGUGUUAAUGGUAUCGAUCUUGCUGCCUUGAAGAAAUACGACAUCAAGGUGUACAACUACACUGAUGAAGAAGGGCCUGAGACAUAUGGCGUUGAAGCUAUCGAAAAAAUUGGUCUAGUGAGUAAUGAUGUAGCAGAUUGUGCGUUGUGGCAUGUUUUGGAGGGUUACCGGAAAUUCUCAUACCAGCAACUAAAUUUACGCAAAACUGGCAAUACGCUGAAUGCUAGACGCAGUGCUGCUGGUAAAAACCCGCUAAGUGCAGAUUUCAUGUUUGGUCAAGAGUUAAAAUCAUAUGACGUAAGAUCUCCCAAAGGUCAAAAAGGAUUGAUUUUGGGUUUGGGCGGCAUUGGGAAACAAAUUGCGCUCAAGUUGCAUUAUGGCCUGGGUAUGGAGAUCCAUUACGCUAAACGCAAUUGUGAUCCCACGGUUUCAUGGUUAUUUCACGAACUAAACGAUUCAUUAUAUUCCAAGCUUUCACAGUUCACCACAAUUGUAGUGGCCUUACCAGGGACACUAGACACAAGACACCUUAUCGACACAAAAUUUUUAAGCCACUGCAACGAUAAUUUGGUAAUUGUCAAUAUUGGCAGGGGCACUAUUUUCGAUCCGCAAGCCAUCGAGAGCGCAAUUUCAAAGAAGCAGAUCAGACAUUUUGGUUUAGAUGUUUUUUACAACGAACCCGAGGUCGAGAGCUGUCUUUUAGCUGACGAUGAAUCUGUCACGAUCACGCCCCAUAUUGGAAGUGGCACCAAAGACAAUUUCUACCAAAGCUGCGAGUUUGCAUUGAAUAAUAUUUUAGAGGUAGUGAUUCAUGGGUCUCCGGGGUAUUCGCGAGUCAAUUAG
Lachancea nothofagi CBS 11611 is the source of this 1131-nucleotide messenger RNA. The record is from the annotation of a GenBank genome assembly. Lineage: Eukaryota; Fungi; Ascomycota; Saccharomycetes; Saccharomycetales; Saccharomycetaceae.